This is a messenger RNA of Saccostrea echinata, 3418 nucleotides long. Its product is annotated as probable methyltransferase-like protein 24. Lineage: Eukaryota; Metazoa; Mollusca; Bivalvia; Ostreida; Ostreidae. The record is from RefSeq and is a predicted model, not a curated record. Bases 102 to 1187 code for a protein of 361 amino acids. The transcript is spliced from 6 exons.
ACAGGGGAGAAAGCAUUGAUUAAAACAAUUUCUGUGCAAAAUCACAAAAUUUUAAACAGGAAAAUGUUGAUAAAGCUAACAUUCUUCUUUAUCUUGAAGCAAUGGGAAUGAGUAUGCAGCUUAAAAAGAAACUCCUGUUGGCCUUUGUUAGUGUACUCCUUAUUGUGGUAAUAUUUAUAACAUAUGUUGGUCGUGUGAUUCCAUGGCGUGCCUACAAUCACCAUGAAAAUGUAUUUGAGUAUGAUGAAUAUAAUGAUGGAGAUUAUGAUGAGAAAGCACGCCUUGAAAAGGCGAGGAACAAUCUACCAAAAUGGAAUUACACAAAGAAGAAUAUAGGCAUUUUCAUCAGACCACGUCUUGACUGGAUGCCAACACCAAAAACAACAAAGCCACCACCACAACUUAUUGUAAAGAAAAACAAGGAGCUUUCAUUCUCCCCAACUCUACCACUUGAUAAAAUUGAGGAAAAUUUCUACAAGUAUUUGGAGCAAAAAGAUGUCAUUUGCAAACAAGACAAAAGACUUGGAUACCAGCAUGAUGGUGGAUACAAUGUGUGUUUUUCACCUCCGUUUGGUCUGAAAAAGCCAUGCCUAGUAUACUCAUUUGGUAUUGCAAAUGACUGGAACUUUGAUGAUGCAGUUUCCAAAAUUUAUGGCUGUAGGGUAUUGUCAUUUGAUCCCAGCCUAAAAGAUGUGCAUAACCAUAAUAGGAGUGAUUUAAUCACAUUCAAAAAAAUAGGACUGGGAGGCAGAAAUGGCAUCAACAGUAAAGGAUGGAAAAUGAAGACACUGAGUCAACAUUUAGAAGAUGAAGGUCACACAAAGACUGCCAUUGACUAUCUGAAGUUUGAUGUUGAAUACACAGAAUGGAAAAUUCUCAAAAAUAUUGUGAGUGAUAAUUCUCUAGACAAUGUAAAACAGAUUGGAUUUGAGAUGCAUACUCCUGAGUUUUUGUACAAGUUUAAGAAAAUUCCCAAACCAAAGCAUACCACAGUGAAGGACUACCUAGAAAUGGUCAAAUUACUGAAGGGACUAGAGAAGAAAAACUUCAGAAGGUUUAACCACAGAAGAAAUCCUUUUUGUGAAUAUGAAGCACCAGGUUCUAAUAAGAAAUAUUACCAUUGUUAUGAACUCCAUUAUGUUAACAUGAAGUUUGUGUCAGCCAAUCACACCAUUGCUGAGGAAUAACGGGGGAUUUAGAUAUCCACAGAUUUUCAUGAGAUUAUAAUUGGUAGCUUCUUUUUUUUUUUUUUUUUCAAGAAAGUGGGGAAAAAACUUUAUAAGGUACAAUGUACCCAGAUAAUUUAGAUAUGUGUGUACUACUGUGUGUAAAAUAUUUUAAGUUUAAAUUAUACAUGUAUAAAUAAAGAUAUACCAGUAUUUUUUCUCCCUUGGGUGGAUUACUCGCACAUGCGGUAAGAGCUGGUAAACAUUUUGCAGAUAUAAAUGCUUCAUACUGUAAAGUCACUUAUUUUCGGAGGGUCAAUUUUUUGUUGUUUUAAGGAAGAAAUAUUGAAUUGUGGGUAUUUGAUUUCAUGGUUAAGGAGGGUAGAGAUAUUUUAAAUUAUUUUAACAUUUUAUGGUGGGCAUGAUUUGUGGGUCUCUUCAUACCACACAGUGAAAAUUAAAUCCCAAUGAAAAUGAGUGAUUUCACAGUAAAUUUAAGAUGGUCCAUGUGGAGGUAUUGGUAUAUCAGAGGAAUUUCAAUUGUUUUUAACCAUCAGCAUAAUAUUAAUUACAUUAUGUUUAAGCCACACCAAAUUAAUUUUUCUUUUGCAUCCUCUUCCCAUAAUGUAUAAAUUGAUCAAUGAAAGUGAGAACUCCCCAUCUCCCCAAAUGUAUAUAUGUGGUUUAUUUUUGUGUAAAUAUUUUGGGAUAAAUAUAAUCAAAAAAGCAAACAAUGUCCUUCAUUGUUUAAGACCCAUGAAUACACUACAUUUUGUUUGGCUGUAAUUUUUAUUUUUACAAUUUGAAAUGUAGAUGAUAUUAUAUCUUUCAGCUUUGCUGAUUCUAAAGAAUGGAAAAUUGAUUUGGUGUGUAUUGUACCUUUACCAGCAUUAUAAUUUGCAUUUAUACAGACUUUAUAUGAAGAGGUUGUGAUGUUUAUCUUUUUUUUUUUUUACUUUUAUAUGAUAUAUACAUGUAGUUAUACUAUAUAAUAUACCAGAUAUUGUUGUCCAUUUUGUUAUUCAUUUUGCAUAUUUUUUUUUACUAUUAAUACUGGUAAGACCAGACAGAUUAUGCAAUGGUAGAGUGUCCAUUUUCCUUAACUUUGUCUGUAAAUAAUUUUUCAAAAGGCUACUCCUCCUAUUAUUAUGGUCUGGUUUCAAUAAUAUUUGGUAUAUAAGCACACUAUACCAGAAACAUCAUUCUACAGAAAACUGUUGACAUACAUGUAGUUACUGAAAAUGUAUUUGUUUUUAAUUUCUCAAAAAGCUACCCCCAAGCCCCCCUUUUUUCUGAAAAAAGAAUGAUUUGUGAAAAUCUUUAAAAAUGUUACCUACAGUUUUGGUUUGAUUGUCAAUUAAAAUUGAUACAAGUGAAGAAAAACAAGCAAAUUCAGAGAAUUGUGGUCCCCUGAUUUAGGGGUCUUAUUGAUUAGGGGUGCAAUGAUUUAUUUAUUUAACCAUCUUGUUUGUCCUGGCUUGUCUGUUCAUCUCUCUCCCCCCCCCCCCCCCCCCAAAAAAAAAGUUUUAAAUUGUUGAUUUUGAUAUUUAUGUUCUGGUGCAAAGUUGUCACCAAGAUUAAAGUUUUUGAAAGUCAAACUUUGAAGUCUUAAGUCAUGAGGUCAAAAGUCAUAGUACAUUCCAAAAUGUCUAGUCACAAGUAAUGCACGUGUAAAAAUAUGAAAGCCCUGUCUCUUCAGUUGUAAAAGGUAUGGCCAAAUUAAAUUUUUUUUUAAAGGAGGUCAAACUUUAAUUCCAAGAUCAUGAUGUCAAAGAUGACCGUACUCCUUGGAAGAUGUUGUCACAGGUAAUGUACCUGUAAAAAAUUACCAGGGUCACAGGGUCGAAAAUCAUAGUGCAUUUGGAAAGGUCUUAAUGUUGUAGGUAAUGCACAUGUGAAAUACGAAAGCUCUAUCUAGAUGACCAAUGUUAAUAUUUUCUAAAAUUAGGUCAAUUUCAAGAUCAAGGUCAUGGGGUAAUAGUGCAUUUGAAAAGGUCUUAAUUGUCACAGAAAAUGCAGGUGUCAACUAUGAAAGCCUUAUCUUUUUUCAACAACAGCAGGUUUCUUAAUUCUGUAAAUGUAAAUCUAGAAAAGUGUGUUCCAAGUCCAUUUACAACUUUUCACAUCCAAUAGUACAAGUACAUCAGUAAAGCUACAGUCUCGUCAGAGAUUUCUGGUUACAAGGCAUAAAUCUGGAGGAUGUUAUGGCACAUGUAUUUAUAAUAUUCCUACAUAAUGUUAACAUUAAACAU